AAGCGGAUCAGUGGGCAGUCCCGCGCGCCUCUCAGUGCCUCUGCGCGUGGUGGAGCUCAGACUGAUCGCGUGCAGCGCUGAGGGUGCGCGCUGAGGCUCCGCUGCCGCUCCAGACAGCGGCAAGAUGAAGCGGCCAUGCGAGGAGAGCACGAGCGACAGCGAGAUGGAGGAGAACAUCGACGUGGGCAGCGAGAGCUUCCACUCAGGCCAGAGCAAUGGGCCGUUUGUAAGAUGUGGCUCCCCCACGACCACCUCCCAGCUCAUGGCCAGGAAGAAACGCAGAGGGAUCAUCGAGAAGAGACGGAGGGACAGAAUCAACAACAGCCUAUCAGAGCUGAGGCGCCUCGUGCCGACAGCCUUUGAGAAGCAGGGAUCUGCUAAACUCGAGAAAGCUGAAAUCCUGCAGAUGACAGUGGAUCACCUAAAGAUGCUUCAGGCCACAGGAGGGAAAGGCUAUUUUGAUGUCCACUCUCUGGCCAUGGACUUCAUAAGCAUCGGUUUUCGCGAGUGCCUGACUGAAGUGGCACGGUAUUUGAGCUCUGUGGAGGGUCUGGACUCUGCUGACCCGCUCAGAGUCCGUCUCGUCUCUCACCUCAGCAGCUGCGCCUCUCACAGGGAGUCUAUCGCUCUGUCCCAGCACCAGCACCCCUCACAGGCCCUGCCGCCGCACCCCUGGGCCUGGAGCUUCCUGCAGCACAGCGGCCUGCCAUCGUCUACAUCCUCCUCUUCUACAUCAUCCUCCUCCUCUUCCUCGGACGUCCCGCAGCGCCUUUCCUUCACGCACGCCGACUCCACAGGGCUCAGAGCGCCCCCCGCAGGCUGCAUCCCGCCACUGUCCACCUCUCUCCUCUCACUUUCGGCCACACUUUCAGCUGCGGCGACCCACACCUUUCCCCUGUCCUUCCCUGCAGGAUUCCCCCUCUUCUCCCCCGCUGUCCCCGUCUCCUCCAUGGCUUCCUCGGCCCUCAGCCCCUCAAUAUCCGCCUCGUCCACAUCCCAGCAGAGCAGCUCCACCUCCAGCUCCAGCAGUGCCAGCACUAAACCCUACCGGCCGUGGGGCACCGAAGUGGGAGCCUUCUGAAGCAUUGGACUUCUUUAAAAGUUCAAAAGGCUGGACUCUUUUUACUCUUUGUAGACAGGGAGGAGACUGAUAACUGUAUUUUUGCUACCUUUUGCUACUUUCCGAGUGCCACAAAUUGGCCUAUUUCAAAGCGUUCGGUGUGGCUGGACAUUUUUCAUACUUUGCAAACACAGGAGGGACUGUUUUAAAGGAAUACUUCAGCAUCCUUCAACGCAACACAUCUGCCACAUUUGUUUCGUACUGUUGAUUAUCAGGAUAGUAUUUUCAACGCAUUGCCCUCUUCUUAGAAAAAAUUAGAAAUACGUUAACUUGAAGCACACUUGUAAUAAAAGCCACUGGGCAGUUGAUGAAGUCUGCAAACAAACGUUUAAAAUUUUUGACGACAAAAAUAUAAAAUGAGAAUUCAAAACUGUUUCACACUCUAGAAAUAUAGGUCUCAGGAUGAAACUGACACAGGACAUCUUACCAGAGCUGCUCAAGCUUUUUCCAGCUUUUCUUUACCCAAACAACACAGCAAAAAAGUAUUUCCAGUCACUUUCGCAUUUUCAUAAAGUUUCCCUAACGUUCCACAAAUGCUUCCCUCUGGAAAAACCAGCUGCAUCUCUGGGAUAAUGAAUUAUGCAGAUUUUACAACCUAAUUUACAAAUACUACAGUUGUGAGCAUUCAUGAAAUUGUUCUACGACUCUGCAAAAAUGUUUACUGACAGCAUCUGCCCAUUAACUUCUAUUACAAGUGAAAGCAGAGUCAACAAGUUUUUGGUUUUUUUUUGUUUUUUUUUCAAAUACAGAGACACACACAGUGAAAUUAUUACCUGUGAUAACUAAAAUAGAUGUAGCAGGUCAAGAUUAGGUUAGAAAAUCCUGAAGUAUUCCUUUAAUUAACUAUCAUGGCUGGUGUUCGACCACUGUUAUGGUCGCUUCUACUUUCAAAGUGCCACAAUCAGUUUUCCAAGUGCCUGCGUGUAUAUGACAUCAAAGGGAAUGUGUUGGGAGGAAAAAACAGCAUGGAUCACAUUCAUACUCAUUGCACCCCAGUGGACAUUAGGAAGGAAUUGGUAUUUUCAAUGAAGUGACCCCAUAACUGUCAAACUAUUGACUUUCUGUUGUCUGUUUUGUCUGUUGCUCUUUGAGAAAUACCUAGGUUCUCCUGUUUUGAGUUGACUUUGCUUUGCAUCAGAGGACCACACUGUUUGGCAGUGUCCACAGGAUUGUGUGACUGAUGUAGCAUGUAUGAGAUUUGUGUGCUUAAAGGG
This is a messenger RNA of Colossoma macropomum (tambaqui), 2334 nucleotides long. It is a transcript of the gene hey2, whose product is annotated as hes-related family bHLH transcription factor with YRPW motif 2. Gene Ontology annotation, cellular component: nucleus. The record is from RefSeq and is a predicted model, not a curated record. The coding region runs from base 125 to 1081 and encodes 318 amino acids. Gene Ontology annotation, molecular function: DNA-binding transcription factor activity, RNA polymerase II-specific; protein dimerization activity; RNA polymerase II cis-regulatory region sequence-specific DNA binding. NCBI's taxonomy places the organism in Eukaryota, Metazoa, Chordata, Actinopteri, Characiformes, Serrasalmidae. Gene Ontology annotation, biological process: regulation of neurogenesis; regulation of transcription by RNA polymerase II; anterior/posterior pattern specification. The transcript has 5 exons.